Messenger RNA from Porites evermanni, 28440 nucleotides. The record is from the annotation of a GenBank genome assembly. NCBI's taxonomy places the organism in Eukaryota, Metazoa, Cnidaria, Anthozoa, Scleractinia, Poritidae.
AGAAAAACUUGCUUCAAAAAGUUGUUGAUUCUCUUUGUGGAAAAAUAUACUUUAUGUAACGAUGGUGGAAAAACAUAAAGAUUUGCUAGAAUGAGCGACUUAACACCUGAUGAGGUAGGAAUCACUAGUUAUACAAUAAGUCAACAAACUUUUUAUCAACGCAAGAUCUCGACAGGAAAAGAGAACAAAAAAAGAUGCUUUUACGUACCAAUGUAUCGAUCCACACGUACACAUGAAUGGAGCCAUUUAUUGUAAGCUUUAUAUUUAUACUGUCCACUUUGGUUUAAAUUCAUCGUGAACUCUAUCAGGCAGUGAAUUUUGAAGUGUUGUUGGCUGGGAAAUCUCAGAUUCGGCUACAUUUAAUAUUGUUUUGUUCGUAAUGCCCAACCCUACACUAGCUGGUGAAGAGUUCUUAAACUUUUAUACAUGUCGCUUACGUUUUGAGAGCUUUUGUGAAUGACUUCAUUCAUAUAUUUCAUUCAUUUCAUUUCAUUCAGAUCCUUGAUAAUUCAUCUAACUGCUUCCCAAUGGAACACUCAAUCUCUUGCUAGAUUCAAUGAGUAAAUUUUUCCAUUUUCUUUCCUAGUAUACAUUGUAGCUUGUCCAGCUGUAUUAAUUACCAUGACAUCAUUAUAAUGAGUGAAGAGUUUGUUCCUUGGGACAGAGGCUAAGCCAAAGCCUUAAAUAAGAUAAUAUUGUUACACAUUAUACUUACAAUUAACUACUUUAUGGACAGAACAUAAUCUAAGACCUUUUUUUAAUUUGGGUAAUUUACAGUUUAAAUAAAUUUAUUAAUUUUAAAUAGCUUAUCAAGUGGAUCUGAGCAUAUCUUGCUUGUAGUAAUGUAUUGGUCAAAUCGAAGCUUCAACAUGCCCCCCCCCCCUCCCCCGGGCAACCCCCCGGGCAUUUGACUUUUUUGAAAAUUAUUGUUCAAAUUCCCCCCUAGCCGGGACAAAAUGCCUUUCAAAUGCCCCACACUAGGGUCCAUUCAGGUGAUCAAAUGCCCCCACCCCGGGGACAUUUCACAGGCACAAAAAUGACAGAAGGACGGCGGAAACACCUUCAGUUGUCGAACAAAAUAUUAAUUUAUAAGUAUAACAAAAACUGAGAAACACUAUUAGCGUAUUUACUACGAACAAAAGUCUUGUGCAAAGCGACGGAAAUCGCUGCUACAAGGUCACUGAAUGCUCAGCUUUUCUUCGUCAUGCAACAUACAAAGUGUUCUAUAAAAAAAGAUCCUACCUAUUGAGAUUACUACAUCACGACCAUUUCACUGACAUGCAUCAUCGUUCACCUUAUUAAUUAACAUACUUGCAGUAGGUCAAAGUAGUUGACCUGAGCUUUUUAUUUUAUUUUAUGUUGUUGUAUUGAAUCGCCGAUAUUGGUAUUGUAUUUCAUUGUAAACACAACAAUGAAAUACAUUCAUACAUUCAAAGCCUGAAUCCAAUAUUAAAAAUUUUAAAAUUUAAAUACUUCAAAUACGGCACAAAGCUUGUUUAAGCCCUUUCCUCGCAACCAAUUGGCCACAAAGGCACAAUCUUUUCCACGAAAAUCCUCUAACACCGUGUCCCCCAUGAUAGCUCGCCAUGCCAAAGAUUUUACAUGAAAUCCAGGGUGCAGUUCAAAUUCCUCAACCCUAAAGCAUCGGGAUCAAAUUCCCCACCCCCUGGAAGACUCUGAUGAUCAAAUUCCCUCCUCCCAGGGACGGUAAAGGUGUCAAAUGCCUGGGGUAUGCCCGGGGGGCCAUGUUGAAGCUUCAAUUUUGACCGAUACAUAAUACAGUCACAUGAGAGUAAAUGUCACUAAUAUUGAAAAUAUCAAUGAUAAUACAUGUUAUAAUAUAACUUACAUGUAUUAAACAAUGAUAAUAAUAAUAUUAUUAUUAUUGUUUAACCCAUUCACCCCUGAUUCACCCUUAACCGUCCAUGUAGAUAGGCAUCCCUUCUACUGCUUGUGACAUCAUCAGUUUUAAUGGUCAAGGACUAGUUUGUCCACUAACUUGUGCAGGGUGAAGAGAUCUUUAAAACCAUACCAGAAUGAGCACAAUUCAGUCAAGGACACCGGAGAAAAAGGCCCAAAAAAACACAUAACAUUGACCUGAAAAUUUCCAUGAAAAUCUUGUUCCACUACCCACCUACCUUGCCUUUCACAAGGUAAUAUUUUGCAUCUGGAUCAGAAGGCCGCAAAGUUUUUGACCUGCAAAUGGCUUCAUAGUAAGUUUUAGCUCUUUAUUUAAAUGAAGCGCGACGGUGACCAGAAAACUGCUCGACUAGCUUCAAAACGCAUUUUUCGGUAAAAUUUCCAGGGGUGAAUGGGUUAUAUUAAUAAUUCCUGAUAAUAAAGAUGAGGUAAAUCGUAAUAUAAUAAUUAUUGCAUGCUGUAUAUUUUACAGGUUUUGGUUUUGAAGAAUAUAUUUAUGUACUGUAGUUAGCUUAUUCUGUAAAUUAAUCGAAGUUUGAAACUGGUAAAUAUGAGACCUUCGUACCCAAAUGCAAAAAGCAUUGAAAUGUAUCAUGUUUCCAUGCUAGUAUAUGGCUUUAUUAGAGCUUAUCUUGGAACCAAUUUACUUCAGGACAGUUCAUGACUGAUACAUGUAUGUAUAGGUUGAAUUAGUAAUUGUGAAAAAUGAUGUGUUCUAAUGAGUGAGAAACAAUAAUAGCUGACUAACAAUUACAUAAUAGACUGUAUUUCCAAGUCAGGGUUACAUUAUCACUAACAUUUCAACUUACUGGGUAAAUACAACAAGUAGGCAGGGAAUCAAACAGCUAGGGAUUUCUUUUGGUUCUAUUUUUCUUCUAUUUUCCUUUGAAAGUACCUGCGGGCCAUGUUCAUAGUAGCCAGGGGAAAUCCCUGUCCCUGCCUCUUAAUGACAGCCCUGCAAGUGAUUGUUAAAGUCAAUUACUGAAUGUCAAUGGCCGGUGGAAAACCUGCUAAUACUUAACUUUGUGAAUUGGUAUGUACUUUGGACAUUUUAAAAAACAAGGUGUCUCAUAGUAAAACUGUAACUUGUUUGUGGUGCUAAAAUGAUUUUAUCCAUGUCUUACAUGAAAAAUCUUUGAUUCUGUAAAUUACCAUUUACCAUUUUGUGUACAGUGCUCUCUCUAAAAACUAAAUUACACAGUAAUGAGCAUAGCUAUUGGUAUAGUACUGUUGAUUUAAUUCAUUACUGAUGUAUUGUGGAUUUUCAGAUCAGGCGUCGUCGCCUGGCCAGAUUGAACCAAGGUGCCUUGUCCACAUCCCCGACAUCAGAUGGCCAAACCAUUCCAAUGAGAACUAGCCUGAAACCUGUGGAUGCAGAAGAUUCAGCAGUUAAUACUCAAGACAGUGGCUAUGGUUCUUUGCCACAAUCCUUUGAGUUUGAUGAUAACUCCCAAGAGACAGGGGAUAAAUAUGGCAAGCGUACUUCACCAACUAGUUUGUCUUCUCCUUCAGAGGGUUUUAAAUUCAAGAAAACAAGGGAUGGAUUUGACAAACAUGGUGCUAAUCAUGCAGGGGUGAGUUUAUAGAGUUAUCCAAUGUAUGCUGUAUUUUUCAUGGUUUACUUGACAUUAUUUGUCAUGGUUUAUGCUUACUAUGUUGUGGAAUGAAGUCCUAUCUGGUAAACAUUUGGCUUUGGUUUGAUUUGGUGGAGCAAAAUGGUCAUACAAUAACAAACUAAAAGAAAACACACAGUGUAACUGCUGACUAAGUGUAUAAAGUAGACUUCAACUUUUCAGUUCUAAGUUAUAAAAAGUUUCCUUUUUGAUACGUCAGUUCUUACUGAAAUCGAAAAUGUGAAGAGACUGUGAUUGAUCAGCAUCUUACAAUUUCUUUUAGAUAUGCCGUUAAAAAAAAAAUACAUACAACAUGCAUGUAAAAGUAAAAGGAAGUUUUCCUACAGUAAAUACAAACGUCUUGUUCUUGUAAUAUUGUUUGUGUCAAACUUUAUUUGCCUGUAUUUUGUGUGUUAAUCCACCACAUGUGUAAAUGCUGCAAUUCCCAUGGCCUGCACUGUAACACCCUCUGCGUAAUUCAUCAUAAUGAUACAAAACUGAAUCCAAUAUUAUAUUGCUUUUUAUUAUUAUUAUUAUUAUUAUUAUUAUUAUUAUUAUUAUCAUUAUUAUCCAUACAAAAUAUUUCCAACUUAAAACUCAAACUGCCUGUUCCCAGGCAGUUAAAGAUUAUGAGGAGCUGUUCAUGCUAGCAAUUAUCUGUUGAGUACACUGCUGUAUUUUUGCUUCUUUUUCUAUGAUUUUAGGCAGCUAUUUCUUCUUCGCAUAACAUGUGAAAUCUUCUCCCAUUAUCUACAGCUCUUGCCUUCUGCAGUCGGACCCUUUAUGUAUCUGUACAUCUCACCUCCAAAUUUGUUCAACAAUAGCUGGUUAUUGAGAAUUGGUCAGGGGAUUUGAGCCAAUGAGAAAAUUAUGCAGAAAUAUUUGAAUAAAUAAUACAUGUAAGAUUGUAUUAUUUAAAUAUAAUCAUAAUUAUGAUACAGCACAUACAGUGGAAUCAACCUUUGUUGAAGAGCCAAGAGAGUGGCAAAAUAUGUUCAGUAUAAUAAGGUUUUGUCGUGGAGGUUCUGUUCCCUAUAAAAUUUUACUAAUAUUACUGGAGCAAAGAAUGUCAUUUGUUGUACAGAGGACUUCCUUGAAUAGACAUAGAGGUUCACUGUAUUGAAGUGGGUUUACUAUUGUGUUUAUGGAGGUCAUUGUGGCAGGGAAGGGUGCUGCUCUUAGAAGCAACAGAUGUUGUGAUUUUAAAUUUUAACUGGAAUAAUAUUAUUUAGUGUCAGGAAGUUAUUUGAUGGUGGAAAUGGUAGAAUUUAAUUAAAAGUAUUUUCUAUUCUUGCUCUUGCAGGUACAUGUAUAUGUAACCGAUGAACAAAUUGUAAAAAGCCUUUGUAACAUAUUUAAAGUUUCAUUGAAGGUGAUGUUUGUUAUCAACAUAAUAAUAUUGUAAUGUGCUAUAUUAUAUAAAAGUGAUAGUUAAAUGAGUAUUAUUUUUAUUGAACCUUUUCACUCAAUGCUUGAAAUUCACAGGAUGUGUCUUGUUAUUUGCUGGACUGCAUGAAUAUGAAUGUAUAUUUGUUUGUUUGUUUGAAAAAAGGUACAAAGAAAGGAUAUCAAAGAGAAGAUGAGUUUUACACUCAGGUUGUCUGUGUUUUUAUUUUAAUUUAUAUGAACUUACCAAAUUAUGUACGUCAUUCUUUUUGCUUUUAGAAUAAUGAACUAUCUCCAGAAACAGUUUACUUGCCUUCAUUAGCAAAGGAUCUUGCAAGAAUGAAUCUUACCUCAGGUAUUGGAAUUUGUAGCAGUUACACUAGUAACAGUGUAAUUCAGGUGAAAUGGAGGUUGCUUCUGAAUUUUCUUUGACUCCUUUAGUCCUGAAUAUUAAUGAAUAAGGGCUAGGAGACAAGGGAUUUUGGGAAUCAGCCUACAUGUACUUUGUGCUUAAAACAUUAUAAGACAGAAUCCAUCAGGAAAUUGACUAAUUUUAAUUUUCAGUGGACAUUCUUACAGGUGAAAAUAGUUAUGUGUAAUAACAUCAAAGAAAAUUUCUUAUGGGAGCCCGAGAAAAUGAAUGUCAAACUUCACAAAUUUUCAGAAUUUUACCUGUGUUUUCACAAUUGUGAAAUUUGACAUUUAUUUUCUUGGGCUCCCAUAAGAAAUUUUCUUUGGUAAUAUUAAUGAUAACUAAUAAUAUUAUUAUUACAUCUAUAGCCCUUGAAAAAUGUAAAAAAAGAAUGCAAUAUAUUCUUUAAAUUAUUCUGGUACAAGGUUUUUGUUCCCUGAAAAUUAAAAUUAAUCAAUUUCCUGGUGGAUUCCAUCUUUAAAACUUUUAACAAAAUUUAGUUUUAAUGCCUAACAAUAUAUUAUGUAAAUCCUUUAUUAAGUUCCCCCUCUCUGAUAAGCCCUCCCCUGUUAAUAAGCCCCCUGACUCUUUUAAGCCCCCCUCCUCUCCCCUAAUUAUUCUUCCUUAAUAAAUGAUAGACUGUAUUAAUCGAUUGUGACUGUAAAACUUCAUGUGGGACUUUGUGUGGACUGAUCCAGGACGGUUUAUUCACCAACUGGAAGUUCAGAUUUGUUUUUGAUCCUUGGCUGCAUGAUGACCUCCAACUUCUUGUACUUGAGCUUUUCCACUUUGUAUACCAGUUCUUUAUGGAGUAAUGAUACCAUCAUCUUUUUUAAAUUAAAUAAGACUGCCCUCCUAAAUAAGGUAUUGUGUUUUGUUUUGUGUAAAGUUGACGUGGAAGUUUUACUGAAAAUCUUGUCCCACUACAAACCCACCUACACUUCCUUCCAUGUAAUCCUAUGAUCCUAAACAUUUUGCCCAAAACUUUUCCUACCAAAGUGAAGCCUAGUAAAUUGGUCAGUAAAAAAAUGGGGCAAGAAAAGCAAAAGAAAAGGGUACAAAAUAAUAAAGUCUCCUUUUUUCUGUCCUCAGAAAUGGCUCAAUGUCUCAUUUCACAUUUCUUGCUGUCACAAUUUGCAUGCUUUUGUCCCAUUGUUAUUCCACCCAGCUUUGGCUUGUUGCUGUAAAUGGUCGCAGGGCUGUUUCACUCAAACAAAUUCAAAAUUAAACAUAUUGUGAGAUGUAUUAAUGUGAACUGCUGAGAUCUAUGUCUUUUACAAUUCGGUUACGUUUGAUAAAUGACCGUACACAAUGUAGAACAAAAACAACACUGUAUAAGCUCACUUUUUGGCUUCAAUUUACUUACAAAAUUAAACUGGACAGAUCUAUGUUUUACUUGUAACUGUAUUUUUUCUAAAAGCUCUUCCUAACAUUAAUGCCACACUGACACAAGUCAUUUGGUUUCAAUUUUCUUACUUUUAUGAUAAAAAUCCUGUUUAUUUAAAUUAUUCCUAGAAACUGUUGUCAAUCUUAUAAGUGAACUGAUCACGGAGAGACUAACGCAAUCACAUGUUAGUAGUGAAGGCCAAACAAGUUUAAGUGCAACACUUACUAUUGCUGAAGAGACUUCUCAAAUGGCCAUUGAUGAUGGAUCAUCAGAGAGCAGAUCUUCAGAAUGUAGCAGUUUGCUGACAGAAGAAAAAACUGAUUUUCUUGCCUUAAGAGAGACACCAUUCAUGUGUCAAACAAAGCAACUCAAGUUUUUGGCUGACAGUUAUAACCGCACAAUGAAUGAAGAAAAGAAUUUUACAAAGGUGAUUUUUACUGGCAUUGCAAUAAAAUAGUUUGAAAUGAUUGUGUUUAAUACAAUGUGUGAAAUAAGCCCUGUUCACACUUAUGUUAUUUUUUACCAUUAAAUAACAGUGGAUACAUGUACCUAUAUAAUAAUUAUAAUAUAUAUUAUUGAUCUCAUAGGUGCAUGGAACAAGGUCCUAAGUGACCCAUGCUCCAGUGUCAAAUUCUCCCUCUGAAUUACAAGAAUAUACAAGGAAAAUUGAAUAAGAGAAACUGGUAGUUUAUCAUAGAUCAUUUGGGACUUCAGGCAUGUCUUAAAUGGAGGUCCUUAUGACUCUGGCAUACAAAAGAAUUAAGUGAAGACACAAAAGGGCCCUCAAAGGAGGGCUGAAGGCUUAUCAGGCAUGGUAAUCACACAAAAAAGGCAUGAAAAAUAAGGGAAAAAGUGCUCAACUUUGAAACAACAAUGCAAACAGGUUCUUAGACAGAGGAAGGCAUUUGAUUUGACGCUUGAAUUAAGCUGGAACUAGAAAGACUGAUCUUGUAGGGUGCCACUUCUCAUAAAAACAUUUGACUAUUGAAUUCUGCAAGUUUAAUAAAAUAUUAUUUUAAUAAUACCGGUACCAAUUAAUCUAGUCAUAUAUUUUAUUAUUAAAUACUUAUUACAAGUCAUCAUAGCACCUAACAAGUACAAAGGAUUGCAGUUUUUAUAUAUGUUAACUUAUUUGACUUUAUUUGCUUUAGCGAUCCCAGGAAGAGAGAUGGGUGACUGCCAUAACCCAAGCUCGACGUCAAUGUGUUUCAUUUUCAUUAUGUAUUCUUCAGGGAUACUUCUCUCAACAGAGGUAACAUUAAUUAACCAGGCUGCUGACUUGUGAAAAUUCUCUUGCUGGAUUAAUACAAUCUUAUUACUGGGUACUGAUUGUAAAGAACUGAAUUGGAAACAACAAUGAACCAGAGAUUUUUGUGAACCUUUUUACUUUAAUUUAUAGAUCUGUGAUAAAGAAAUCUCCACUGGUGCAUCUGCUUAUCAGUGAAGAAUGUGACCUUCCCUGGUUGUUUUUGGUGGAUCUUGUUGCUUUGGCUGCAAAGGACUCUGAUACUCUAAAACAGGUAAACUUUGUAAACAAAACUUUUUCAUUGCUUACUUACCUUUUUUACGUUAGCCGGCAGUCCACUUUAAGGCCACAGUGGUAACUUUAAUCUUAAGCGAUAAAAUUCUUCCUGGCUUGUGUUUUCCUUUUUUUUUUUAUUUUUGUGGCUGAUAAUUAUUAUUGCAAUUAAUAAAGCUCCAUAUACAUGUAAGUGAUUUUUUUGUCCCCUGAUAAUCACAGUAUAGGGCUUCUUACACAGAUAAAAAGGGCUGUUUGUAGUUUUUACAGCUCUCUUUUACAUUUAUCUAAUGACACACAGGCAACUGCGUCAUUUUUUUAGUGUACUGGGGCCCGUUUCUCGAAAGCCCUGGUAACUAACGGACCCGUAAAGCUGUUGUUCUUUACCUGCAAGAUAGAGAUUUCAGUAGGUUUUACAUCUAAACAUGAUAAAACUAUCAGUUAGUAAAACAAAAUGGAGUAGUUUGCUAGCCAGGACCCGCACUCUUAUUCUUUAUAUUUUGAUUUGAAUAUUUGAUUUCGGGCCCGAAAAGUUACCGGGACUUUCGAGAAAUGGGCCCCUGAUCCCAGCAAAGGAAACAUUUUAUUGGAAAUUUCAGGCUUUCUCGAAGCUUUAGAAAAGUCCUGUGCAGUAGUCGGUCCAGGACUAGUAGAUUUUCCUGCCAGGCAGCUAAUCUUAAAAAGCUUCCUUGCACAAUAAGCGAGGGUUUAGGCAAGUCAUGUUCUAAUUAAAAGAUAUGAUCAACCUUUAAGGUUCUAAUUCUUUUUCUAAAAAAUUAAUGACUUGUUCCCUCAUUAACUGAUUGUAACACUUUUUACAUAAAUUAGUUGUGUAUAAUAUUAUUAUUGUGUUAUGUUUGUUUUGUGUAAAUGCUCACCAAAGGCUGUGAUCUUUUAUCCAAUUGUCUCCACUUAUUUUUUAAGCGAUUGUAUGGAGAUCACUUUGAACAAUUUGUAUGUGGAUAUUGGGACUUAAAGAAUUAAAUAAUAUCAUUGUUGAACGCUUUAUGUGUUGCUCUUUUAUCAUCAUUAGGUGUUUGUACCAGUGUUGUUGGGUUUGAACCGUGAAAUGCAAAAGCAGCAUUUAGCAAGUGAUGAAUACAAGGCUCCCUUACAAGUAAGUACAUUUAAUUUUUUUAUUUUUUAUUUUAUUUUUUUUUUAUAACAUAAUGUUGAGGUGGCUCUGUCAUUAAUACAGGGGUGUUAAGCUAUGAUGAACUUUUUGUCAUAACUUUGUUGAUUUUAAUGCGAUGGCCACAAAACUUUGGAAAGAACUACGUACAGAUAUCAUUCAGCAAUAAUAUGAAUUACUGGUGGUAAAUAUUUUUUACAAAAUUAGCCCCUAAGUGGACUGUACUUUUCAAAGAAAAUCAUGUCUAGUAAAAAAUUUUGCUGAUAUUCUUGACUGAAAUUUCUGGUAUCGACUUCAGAGAAGUCGCUGGAGCAGAAGUGCGAAACUAGCAAGCCUUUAAAAUUUAAUGGUGAAAUCAUUUUUGAAUUUCGAUAACGAAUUGCUCUGAGAAAGAACAAGCCACUAAUUUGAAUUUUCAACGCAAGUAAUUCUAAUUUGCUAAUUCUUACAACCAAGGCUUAUUCUGUGCUAUUCUUUAAGAGGAACUCUCUAGUUUUAGAAACACUAUGAAUAAUUGCUCCAAACCUUGCUGUGAAGUCUAAUGAAUUUUUCCUCAAUAUUUUUUGAUUUUGGCUGAAACUCCUGUUACAUACAUUUUAAUGUAUUACAAAGCAUCUUCAUUGGCUUUUGCUGCUGUGCUUUGCUUCCAAUGAAAAAUAGGUAUUUGGAUUAAUAAUAAUAAUAAUAAUAAUAAUAAUAAUAAUAAUAAUAAUAAUAAUAAUAAUAAUAAUGGUUUAUUAGUAUUCCAUAAAAAUGGCUCUUCUAUGCUACAUUACUAACUAUUAAAACUAACUUCAAGAUUUGAACAAAGGUAGACUGGGCAGGAUUAGCUCAGUCGGUAGAGGGCUUGACUGGAGAGCGGGAGGUCGCGGGUUCAAUUCCUGGAGCCGGACCAAUACUCAGGGUCUUAAAACAACUGAGAAAUAAAGGUACUGCCUUUGCCCUGCAAAUGGCCAAACCUUCACCUGACUCAGAUGACCACAUAAAAUGGUGGUCCCAUCUCCAGUAGCAGACGUAAAAAUAGUGUCCUCAAUUAGUACAGUGUAGUUUUGUGCUAAAUACAUUGACACUCACAUAAACUGGAUUUUUUUUAACGGUAGAACUUUAAAAGAAAAUAUAUAUUUAUUUGCAUAAAACUGGAUAGAUGUUGUUAUAAUAUAGUUUAAAAAGUACAAGACUUUUGGCUAGUUGUUGGAUUAUAAAAUUGUUACCUUCUACCAGAACUCAGGUAGAACUGCCAGGAAUCUUAGUUUGUUUACGACUAUGAAAUGAGCACAAGCGUACCUCAGCCACUAGGACAAAUGACAAUGAUGUCCAUGCCUGUGAACCAAACUUUAUCAAAAGGCCAAAUAAAUAUAUCAAGAAAAAUACUUUCCAUGGAAAAAUUUAAAACUCUGUAAAAAGGUCUUGACUUCUUUCUUUAAUGGAUGGGUGAUACUUUUCUUGAUUACCAUAUUUUGCUUUGUGUAUAUACAAAUCACUUUGUGGGCAUGGGCAUGCACAUCAUUGUUGUUCAUCCCCCUGACUGAGGUGAGAAUUCCUCGCAGAACUUCCAUCCAAGCUCAUUUCAUAGUCAUAACCAAAGGUGAUUGACAGCUCUACCCGCGCUUUUAUACAAGGUAGCUUAAAAUCCCAGUAACUAUUUUUGGAAAUGGAAGCAACACGUAGCAGUUAAAUAUACAAGGGUCGUGGAUCUGCAUGGGCAGUUUAGGGUUGAAUGGGUUAACUAUUUAUUACAUUCACAUACACUGUACACCUCUAAUGUAGCUGACUGUGAUGAGCUUAGUAACAUCUUCUGGUCAAUGCUCCUGGUAAAGGCUUACAUAUACAGAGCACUGCUACUUUGUCAGUAUUGCAGCAGUUGUUUUCAGUAGUCCUCUCUAGCAGCUUUUGUAGCAGCACUGAUAUAUAACAACAGUUACUGCCAUAUGUUAAGCACUGUUUGCACUUGCAGGAAAUAUAUAAAGAAGAGUGAAAAAUUUUAUGAUACUCUUUUCAUGACAUAUGAAAUCUUUCUCAUUCUAGUUGCCUAGGCAAUACAUUGUUAUACAUAAAUAUUUUAUGGAAGGUUUGUUUGUAUAUGACUGUGAACAAUAUUAUUUUAUAUUGCUAUUUUUUUCAUUUUCCUAUGGAACCAGGCACUUUCCAGGUUGUGUGAUAUCCGUCUUGGAACAGCUUCUGUUAGACCCAUCUGUAAUCUGGUAUGAUGAUGAGACCCCUAUUUCUUAUCUCUUGAAGUCUUGAUAUUAAUUCUCCUCACUAACCCUGGGUUGAUACAACUUGAACUUCAUAAUGGUUUAAGGCCUUAUUACCCAGAAAUAUUGUAAGUUGAUUAGAAAACACACAGUAGAACUUACAAAAAAAACCACAUUUUUCCAUGUCCUUGUUGUCUAGCGAUAAUGUAUAUGUCUAGUUAAUAUUUUUCUCGGGUAAUUUUUCUUUUCUUUUGUUUUUGGGUAUGGUAAUGUAUGCUAUUAAAUGAAGUUGAAACAAAAGAAAAAGAAAAGUUAUGUGAGAUAAAAAAUUAACUACAACAUAUACCUUGUAUUCCAUUGCGUAGAUGAGCGGGAGAGGGGGGGGGGAGUUUAGCAUUACAGUAUUUGUCUGCUGGUGAGGAUGUUACCGGAAUUUCACGGAAUUAAUGUUUUACUUUUUUCAAAAAUAAUUCCAAGUAAAUUUUUAUAUUUACAGGGAAGGUCUUAAAAACCUGGCUCAUACUUAGGCAUAAUGUGGGGGGUUAUGUUAUUUUUUUGUUUUAUUUGCUCAGUAAGUUAAAUCAAUAACCCUGAGAGCACAACUGGUUUUCUAGUAAAAUAUUAUUCCUUUUUAAAAAUGAUUAGACCAAUAACCUAAAGUUAAAAUUGUGUAAGUUUGAAUUUGUUGAAAUGCUUUCCUUAUUAGAUGGUGACUUUGCCUGAUCUGUGGAUGCCAUCUCCAUUAUCAAGAGCUGAAGGGAAGGAGAUUGAAAAACUCUCACUCCUUGGUCCUUUUCUUAGCCUGUCUGUGUUUUCUGAAGACUGUGUAAGUUUUUGAAAUUUAAUUACAGUACACUCACUGUACAGAUCAGGCUAGUAAUGAAGCCCUGUUAACUAGGCUAAAUUUCAACAUGGGCACAUGGCCAUGAAACAGGGACAUAAGAAAACUGAAAUGGUGGCCAACAAUACAAAGAUGGGUUAUAACUGCAACAGCAAUGAAGAGAAGCACAAAUACAAUAAUAAAAUACCAACAGGGAUUAGGAUUAACUUAGCCCUCAAUACGCAAAACACGGUUUUGAAAUUCACAUUAGGGACAUAUAUUCCUCCCUAAGAGUUGUGGCCUCAGUAAUAUGCUCUUGUUUGUAAAUUCAUAAUAUUGCAGAAAUCCUACACCAAUAUUAAUUAUUCCCAGCAGAUUAUUGUGCUUUUCACUAAUCUGCAACCUCCAAAGUAUUAAAUUUUUAUCCAACAUUAAAUUUUACAUUUUUGGCUGUCCAGCCAUCAAUCACCCUUAUUGACCUCUCAGGAAACCUAAAUUUUCUACAGUGGGUUCAAAAGGUCACAUUUGUAGGUUUUAAUUGUUAGACUUUGAUCAAUUGACUGGUCCAUUAUGACCUCUUCUACCCAUAGCAACAUAUAAUAUAACAUCUUCACCAAGUCAAUCAAGGAUCACUUUUUCUGGCAAGUUGUCGAUUUUCCAACAUGACAGGAGAGUUUACUGCAUUUGGUCCUUACAAACAUUUCUGAUAAGAUUGUUGACAUCAAAGAAUUUUAUGAUAUUUUGGACUCAGACCACAAACUUAUUAAAUUUUGCCUUGACCUUUGCAUCACAAGAAACCCUCAAACGUUUUGUCUCUAAUAUAAAAACAAAGCAGACUUAUUAAACUGCUUUUUUCAAUCAGUCUUUACUGCAAACAGUGGAACAAUUGAAUGCCCCCAGGUGACAACUGCUGUACUUACUGACCAUCUAAGUGAACUUAUUUUAUCAUCAUCUGAGGUGGCAAAAGUUUUGAAUAACAUCAAUCCAGCCAAAGUGCCUGGUCCAGACAACAUUCCAGGUAGAUUACUAAUUAAAAGGAAACUGUGCCCUAAAUUACAGUCUCUCUGUACCACCUGUUCAACCUUUGCUGUCACUGGGCAAAUUCCCAGAUCAGUGGAAACUGGCAAGUGUUUGUCCUGUAUUCAAAAAAGGUGACUCAGCGCAAGCCAAAAACUAUCAUCCGAUUUCUUAUUAUCCAUCUUGUCCAAAUGCUUUGAAAGACGUGUUUUCAAUCAUUGUUAUCCACACAUUUCGUCUCAGCUAUAUCACCUGCAACACAGACUUCUCAGAGGAAGGUCCACUGUCACUCACCUUCUUCAAGUCUAUCAUCACAAAGUCAUUAAUGCCUUAACUGAAGGCAAAGAGAUUGAUGUGAUUUAUUUAGACUUUGCCGAAGCAGUCGACAAAGUCCCCCACUCAGCCUUGAUCAACAAGUUGUCUCGCUUUGGUGUAUCCGACCAGUUGAGACAAUGGUUCCAAAGCUCUCUCUCCAACAGAUCUCAGUGAGUAGUGCUACUAUGCACGGUACCCAUUCCAACUGGCUACAAGUUACUUCUGGAGUACCUCAAGGCCAUAUUGGGCCCACUACUCUUUCUCGCCUAUAUCAACGAUAUUCUGCAUCCAACAUGAGUCUAAAAUAACAAUUUUCACUGAUGACUCCAAAUUGAAUGAUACAAGAUAAUUUUGAAGCUAUCUGAUAAGAUCUCUCUUCAGCAAGACUUGACUCAGCUCUCCAACUGGAGUCACACCUGGCCGGGCAAUGAGCCUCAGCACACUUAAGUGCAAGACCCUAAACAUCUCCAGGAAAAAAUUGCUGUCAAACAGAGAAUACCACCUAGAUGGGACCCUACUAGCCACAGCUAGUGAAACCAUCAACUUGGGCAUAACCAUUACAGACAACUUCAGUGGUCUACACACAGGGUCCAGAGGAGUUUUGUGUGAAUAAAUGAAUUACUUAUUUGAAGUCCCACCUUGAAAAAUGUCUAUAACUGUCGCUUAGCACGAUUAAUUAUGCCAAUGGGAUCUUAAUGAAUCUACUGUAAACAAUUUCUUCGCUUCUUAUCUGACCCAGGUCGACUUUGUUGUUCGCCAUUUUGAAAAUCAAUAACCGCAAGCCAUAUCCUCGCUGGCGCACGGAACGUCGCCCGACUGUAAGCCGAUCUUGCGUGCCCUCAGUCUCUUGGUUUGCGGUCAAUAGAAUGUGUAACGAAACGGUAACACGAUCAAAAUAACCCAUUUUUUCAGAGGUUUUCGACGGGUUUUGAUGUUCUAACAACAAACACUUCUCCUCUGGACCCUGUGGUCUACAGACAUACGUCAGAUCUUCCUGCAAGCAAACCGUACUUUUGGCCUUAUUUGCCAAAUCUGCAGAGACAUCAGUGACACUUACUCCAGGAAAAUUUUAUACUGUUCAAUUGUUCGCCCCAAAUUAGAAUAUGCUAGUGAACUUUGGUCCCCUUACACUCGUAAGGACAAACUUUAGCUAGAAAAUGUCCAGCGCAGAGCUGUGAAGGUUAUUUUGAAUUAACCGAAAGACAUGUCUUACUAGCAAGGAUCUGUUCGUCAAACUUAACCUGUUGCCGCUGGAGUAUAGAAGGGAUUUGAAAGACCUAGUCCUUAUUUUUAAAACCAAAACAGGCCAAGUAGAUCUCAGUAGCCAUCAAGACUUUUUUCGUCAAACUGAAAUACACCAUUGCAUGCAAGUUUAACAAUACCAUUUACCCUAUGCAAAAUAAAAUUAUUUAAAACACUCAUUUUAUUAUAGAUCGACAGCUACUUGGGUCUAGCUACCUGUAGACAUCAAAAGCACAAAUCAGUCACUUUCUAGUUUUAAGAAAAAGGAUUUUAGAUAUUUACACUUGCAAUACUCUAUCUUGUGUCCUCCCUGCAGCCAGUGGGGUAUAGGCUGCUGAUAUCGAUACUUAAUAUGUGUCUGUUUUUAAUGGGAAGGGGAGCAAAAGGUGGUUAAUGUUGGGGGGCAGUGGGGGGUUCCAUUAUCUAUGGUUUUAUUCCAUUUGGUUCUUGGGGCAAGAUAUCAGCUGGGACAAUAUUCUGUCUCCUGCUCUAGUUGCAAUAUUCACAUAUAUUAAUUUACCUGUUUUUUUUUUUCUCUAACUGAGGUAUUUUAUAUUUCAUUUAUGUACGUAUUUUUAUGUUCAUAUUAAUGAAAUUAAUAACAUGCAACGAAUUCAAUAAAGUUAAAGUUAAGUUAAUUGAGUAUGGCAUAAUCAUGAUUGACAGAAUUGAAAAACUAACUUGUUUAAAUCCUUGACUUGAGAGGUUGCAUGUUGAAAAGUGCAGUAAGAACAACAAUGCAAUUUGUAGCCUGCUAGCUAGCAAGCUGUCCAUGACACAUCCAUGUUUACUUAGUGAUGUUUAUGUUGUGGUUAUUCUACAGCCCCAGAUUGUGGAGCGCUACUUUUCUGAGUGCUCUGACAGCGUAAAGCUCGUGAAUGUGACUCUGAGGAGUGCCCUUCUUUUAGUUAGAGUAAGUAUAUUAUGACUUAAAAUUAAUUUUUCUUAUUUAUUUUAGGUUAUUCAUAAGAAAUGGUACAGAAAUAAGUUUACUGGUGUCGUCAUAACUGUUUUUUUUCUUAGUUUCUGAUGAUGUGCUAAUCAAAAAUUAUAAUCAACAAUAAUUUGAUUGUAAGUCCAUGCAAAAGUGUGCUUACAUAUAUGCACAGUUAAUACAUGGCUUGUCUUCUCUCAUUCAGGGCUCAGAAUGGAAAAUUAAUCCUUGGAAUAAUGUUCACAAAUCAAUAUUAUCAUAUACAUUUGCAUUUGUCUACUGCAGUAAUGAAACUUGCCAAUGUACACUUAUAUAAUUAUUUAUUGAAUAACAGGUUUGAACAUGCAUCAGUUGGUAGCCCUGACUCUGAGAUCAAAAAUUUCCUAGCAAUGUGGCAAUUAGCCUCUCUACCAUAAGAUUUGCAUCAUCAUUGUUGCAUUUGCCAUUUUUAGUUUAUUAUGCCAACUUGUUUACAGACAGAAGUGUUCAAGAUUAUUCAUAGCAUGUUAGUGUCAAUGGAGAGUCGUGAUUCUUGUUUAACGUUCAUGGGAGCAGUUUUACAAAGAAAUCACCGCAAAGCACAAAUGCAGGUCAGUCAAAAUUUUUAUUUACAAUUUUUGUGAAUAGAUAUUGCAGUGAUAUUACAGCAGAUAGUGCUAUCCCUGUACAAGUCAACUAAAAUAAGAAUUGUCUUUCUUUGUCCAUGUAUGUUUGGUUCAGGUGGAUGAUAGACAAGUUGCUUCUGAUGGAUUUAUGCUGAAUUUUAUGACAGUCUUACAGCAGCUUUGUGGAAAGGUUAAAAUUGAAAAAGUAAGUCUUGAAAACCUAACCUGGUGUUUGCUAGAAAGGAUGUUUUCUGCAUUUUGUCCUGGGUUAGGAAGGGAAAAAGUAGCUUGGAAACUACUACAUUUUUUGUGAACUGAGUGUGGUUAACAGCUCCAGGUCAGAGUUCGACCCUCACUGCUGUGUUUUUUCCCUAGAUUAAAAACUUUACUCCACUCUGUCUCUAUUCAUCUGGGUUUAUAAAUGGCUAUUGGCGAUAUACUACCAGGGGUAACCCUGCAAUGGACUAGCAUCCCUUCUGGAGGCGGGGUAGUAAUAUUCAUAGGUCCUUUGUGGUUAGAGACCUGGGCUAAAGGGCACCCGUGUGUGUCUCAUGGCCUAAACUAAGUAGAUAUAUAGGACUCGAAACACAUGAAAUACCGUAAAAUUCCGAAAAUAAUCCCUGGGGCUUAUAUUUUUCACAGGCCCUUUUUGAGGGGCUGAUAUUCGGAGGGGCUUGUCUACGGAGGAAAAUUUGUGUUUCAAAAUCGAUUGGGCUAGCCUUAUAGUUGAAAGUAAUUUACCGUUUUGGCUUUGUUUUACUUUGUAUUUAAGGGUAAUUUUCCAAGUACAAGCCCCCCGGGGGCUUAUAUUUGCAGGGGCGAUUUAACGGAGGGUUUUUUGCGUUACCGGUUUGGGGGGCUUAUUUUUGGAGGAGCUUAUACAUGGAGGGGCUUAUUUUCGGAAUUUUACGGUACCUUCCCCUCUAUUCUCCAGUCUUAUUGAUGACACUUUGUUUUUUUACCUUAAUACUAGCUGUUAUUUUCUCAUGGAGUAGUGAGAGUGCAGUAUUUAUGUCAUGCAAUUUGUUUGCUUCAUUUGCUUGUUUCAGUGACCUCAACAUUCUGUUAUUUACCUCAGGGAAUCGUAUAUUGUCAUUUUUACUUCUUUACUUCUCGAACUCAUUAAUAAUUCAUAAAGAAAAUACAAAGGAAGUUAAUGUUUAAUGAGUGUUUGGAAAUCAGAUGAAAAACUGCUCAUUUUUGCAUCCUUGAUUUCUCCUUCUAAAAUCUUUGUUUGAGAAGUAAUAUCAAGCAUUUGACACAGUGUUUCAUCAACAGAUGUUCGUCAAAAAUACUCCGCUGCACGUCGUAUUUUCAACUCUCUUCUUGGUGUUUCAUCUGGUGAUGAAACCCUGCGUCUCAUGCUUGAUAUAUUACUUAAAUGAUAUCUUGCAGCAGAAUGUCUAGUACUUAAACACUUAGAACUUGUUUUGUUUUGUUUGUAAACAGGUAGACAGUCUGUAUCUCCAUCAUCCUAAGUCAAGAAUAGAUGUUACACAGGAAACAAGACUAAAACUUACAUCACAACAAGUUGCAGAUUGGAAACAAGAAUUAGGUAGGGACACCCAAGAUAGGUUAUCAUCAACAAACCUGUUGACAACAUGUCCUGAUAAAUGGCCGGCUUGGCCGAUAUGGAGAAUGCUACCCAAUAAUAUGGUUUUGUUUUAAGUGCAUAAAUUUGGAAUUGACUUUAUCUUAGGUGUGGUGGAAAGGAGAUACCCUACCCUUUACAAGGAAACAUAAUUCUGGGUGGAUUUGUUUUUCGAUAAUUAUGCAACCUUACGUCUGAACCGUUCGUUGUGUUGAAAAUAAUGUAACCAAAUACAGUUAACCAAAGGAAUGGCCAGAACUUUCCCAGAAGUCAAAUAGCAGGGAUGUUGAACAUGAGCACAAUGAUAAUUCAACAAAUACUAGAAAAAGGGAGUAGGUCAAACAAGAAAACGAAUUUCAAACCGAGUGGUAUAAAAAAGGUCAAAUAGUUUGGCCCUGUUUCAAACCAAGUAAUACCAAAAAAAAUUUAUGUAUUUUGGCCCUGUUUCUUUAAAAAGGGCCCUGUAUAACUUAACAAGAGCGUCCAUAUGGCUUUUAUUGGCCAAUUAGAAAAAAUCCUUGAAAUGCAACUGAGGGCACAAUGCUUGUUGAGUUACAAAAAGGAGAUAAUUUAGCGUUUUUCCUUGUGCUGGUGCCCUCUCUUAGCUUCUCAUGUCCUACGGCUUCAUGGCCUCUUGCUGCUCACAUUUUUCCAAUACCACUUCACUUAAUUCGGAAAAAAAAUACACUAGAUUGUUUGUAGUACAGCGGAAAACACACUACUCUUGAUCCUGUACUUAUAUCCUGGACCCAUACUUGGGUCAAAAAGUAGCUAGUCACCCAGAAUAAACAUUUGUAACUCACAGAGGUUAUAUUCAAUAUCAACAGCCAAAAAAAAUUCAUGGUUGGAGCCCAAAUUUCCUACAGAAUGUUUCUUUAUGGCGAUUGAAGCACAUCAUUUGGCUCUGUUGCCAGCAUGUAGAAGACAUUCACGCAGGCAGAGAGCUCACCGUGACUUAACACGCAUGAUUGAGCAUCUAGAAUCACAUGAGAGUGAAUGGAUGGAAACGCCGAUGGCUUCUCGAAAUAAAAGCUUGUUGAAAAAAUGGAGAGAACAAAUCAAGGUACUUCCAGGUUUCGUUUUCUGAACUGAAUGUAUUUUUAUUUCCUAUUUAAGUAUUUAACUAAAAGUCUAAGGAGGAUUUCCAUUUCCAUGUUUUUCAAUGAUUAGUUCAGAUAUCGACGAGACAAAAUUAUAGUUUUACUUUACACACAAGUAAAGUUUUACCUUAAAAUAAAGUUGUCUUUAAAGACGAUUAUUGUGCACGGUCAUAAACGGCAGAGCUGUUCGCAUUCUAAGGUGAACUUAAAAUUUGGUCAUUUCACGUCGGCAAAGAAAUUUAGAGAAAAGCGUAAGAUAUGUGCAGUGUUGUUGCUUUUCUCAUUGACCUUCCCGUUGAGGUCACCGUCUCAGGGCGCUUUUUAUUUGUCAGAACUGACCGGCCAGGACCAUUCCAGUCAUAAUGAGAAUUUCACUUUUAAUCAAAACAAUCCAGUCAGAUCAGUCAGAUCCCAAAUAGCAUGCACAAAAACUCUUGGAAAAAAGUAGUUUUCAUUAUCAAAAUGACUGGUCUGGCCAGCCAGUUCUGACUUUUGGAAAGCGCCCCUUGUUUCGUAAGGUUUCUCUUAAAAACACCAGCUACGGCUAAGCUCACUUGAUGUUACAGGUGCCCAGAACGGAAAGCUAAAAAUAACACUAUAAAUUUUCGGAGACAUGUAACAGAUGAGUCUUCAUUUUCUACAGCUGCUUCCAAACGUAAUAGGGAGCUUUAGUUUUUUGGAGAACGUAAACACAUGGUCACCACGACGAAUCACUCUUUUCUUUCUCCUUCUAAAUUUGUGUUUGGUCUCCGAUAAUUUAGUUCCAGGAAAAUUUACCAACAUUCGACGUUUUAAGUGAGCUGAAAUAUUUGCGACAAAAUUUGAAAAAAUGCGAAGAUGUUUUAACACUAACGUUUUCGCUUCUGUCAGCGUAGUCGUUGCUAAAGCCCCCUCCCACUAAUGGGAGCCCUGUCGUAGUCUCCCUCACAACGAUUUUUGUCCCGUCACGCCAAAAACGGCUGCGAGGGAGGCUAGUCCUGCUAGAGUGGUAGCCAUUAAGAGCUGAACGAGUCAGACUGGCUUGGGUUAAGCUGAGAACCAUAUAUUAAAAACAGGGAUACCCUAAAAGGAAAGGGUUUCUUUGGACCAUACCUACUCUGUUGUUUAGCGAAUAAAACUAUUGUUUCCAAACUAUGUUGUAUUUUUUGCAGAAAAUUGAGAAUGGCAAGGCCUGUUCGGAUGUUGUUCUCCUAGAUGAAGAACUUUUGCGUGGUUGUUUAAAAUUCUAUUCAUUUUUGGUUACUUGGAUUUUAAAGCUCCUCAACCCGAGUAAAAACGAGUAAGUUUAUUGCAUCAAUAGCAGAUAGACAGGUAUAAAGCCUGAAACCACGUGUGUUAGUUUAGAUCAGAGUUCAGUUUUGUUGUCCGUUUUUGGGAAAAAGAUUGAUUUUGUUAAUAUGUGUAUCAGGAUGGUGUUUUCUGCUGCUCUCACCCACACUCCAAAUUAUGGUAUAUGGUGGUAAUAAUUCCCCUUUUAAUUUAGCAUGUUUAUACUACUGAACUGUAAAAGGUUUUUAAGAAUUCUUAACUUCAGUAAGUUUCUUCCUGCUAAAUUAUUUUUGUGGCUUUCCUAUGGUGUCUGUUCUCUCUACUUAUAAUAAUAAUUAUAAUAGUAAUAAUAAUAAUAAUAAUAACAAUAAUUUACAUUUAUGUAGCGCAAACCUCUAUAUGAAUAUAUUCGGGUGCGCUUUACAAUAUGUUAAAGGUGACUCAUGGUUCAUACAGAAUUUUUUGGGAAAAAAUCGAGGACUUUUCAAGGACUUUCCAAGGACUAAAAUCAUUUUUUCAAGGACUUCUUUUCCAAAAUAAUAUGACGUGAAGACCUUUAAAAUGCGUAGGUGGAGGGGGGUUUGCUUGCAAUACCUUCCUUCAUUAAGGCACGGUUGCUAGGGUACUUCAAAUAACGGAAAAUGAACUAUGCCGGGAACACCGAAAUCACAAGAAAACAAUUUUUAUGAUCACCAGGAAAAUUUUUGUGUAUUGCUUUUUGUUUUACCGUCAUACCUGUAUCUGUUCUCAUGAAUAAGCAAAUAAAGUAUUUACAUGGCAGACUACAGCAGUUUUUAUUUAUGUCUCUGUUCAUUGAUCAGGUUCAGACUUCCUCUUCCACAAAACAUUGCAAUGGAACUUGCAUCGCUUCCUGAUUACUAUGUUAGUGAUGUGGCAGAGUUUCUUCUAUUUGUCAACAUGUAAGUACAUUAUUAUUCCUUUGUUUACUCUUCUUUACAGAAUAAUUAAAGCUGUGAUAGUACUGUCUAUACAUUAUAUUGUUCAACAACUUACCAAAGUAGACACUAAACCAGGGGUCAAUGUAAUAAAACUUUAACUAGUGUAGCCAUUGUUUAAGGGUCUGAAAACAAUAGCUAUACUUGUAAAUGUUUUAUUAAAUUGACCCCAGAUAAAAUGUUAGAACUUCUAAACGUAUUAAGGGGAAAAGUUUUAAGAGAAUAUUGUUCAUGAAGACCUAUCAGCUUAGCAAAUGGAAGACUACUUUUAUCGUUUGAAUAUACUGAAGUACACUUUUAAGCUAUUCCUCUCAAUGCUUACACAAUGUAGAUAAGUAUUGUUGUUAAUAACCACAACUGAAUGUAUUGUUUGUUGUUUAUUAGGCAUGCCUUUUCAGUCCUUGAGGAUCCUGUUAUGAAUGACAUUGUUACUUUCCUUCUGGUGUUUGUGUGUUCACCAAACUACAUUUCCAAUCCUUAUCUUGUGGCAAAAAUUGUUGAGGUAUGUAAGUUUGAUUUACAAUUCAUUUCCUUUUUAACACCGGCAACCUUCACUUGACCGACCAUGAUAGCAGUCAGGGAGACUUUGAUUAACGAUAUGAUAGAUCAGGGGUUGUGGUACUUCUAUUUUGAUUGAAUACAGGCAUACUAUUGUUCCUUCGCUCUUACAGAAAAAAAGCUUUUAUGAAUGUCAAAAUUAACUUUAUUUUGUUUCAGUAGUUUUUGUAGCGCUGCCUGCGGUUUCAGCAAGUUUCAUUUUUUUAAACCAAUAUUUCGCCCUAGUCUGUAAACUUUGAGAUUGUGCUAAAUUUGACGAAAAGCGUUCAGUCGUGUAAUAUAUUCACCAACCUAACCCCAGCCUCUUCCAAGCCUGCAGAGUGGGAUAUUUUCACUGUUUUGAAUAAUGUUUCAGGUUUUGUUUGUUAUGAAUCCGAAUAUUCAACCAGCUGCUUUGAAGAUUCAUGAGAUGAUCCUCUCUCAUCCACUGGCCAUGGAUAACUUGGCUCCAGCGCUAAUGAAUUUUUACACAGGUAUGUGGGUACUCAGCUUUCAUAACUCGUUGUCAAUUUACACAUCCCAUCGCUAGAAAGUUGAAGAAUAUUAAAUGUAAUAUUUUCAUCAAUUUUCCACUGUGGAUCUCUCUUUUGUCUCGGACUAUAAUGGGCUUAAAUUAAAUGCAAUGUAGUUGGUCAUGCAUGACCACACAGACUUUCAGCUAAAAGUCUUAUUAUGUCAAAAUAAAGGUUGAUUGGUUACUUGACUCAUACUCAUACUUUACCUACCUUCCCACCUACCUACCCACCUACCUAUUUACUUACCUGCCUGCCUGCCUACCUACCUAACCUAACUAACUACCUACCAACCAUAUUACGUACCUGCCUGCCUACCUAUCUACGUAACUAACUACUUACCUACUUACCUUCCUACCUACCUACCUACCUACUUACCUACCUACCUACCUACCUACCUAACUACUUGCGUACCUACCUACUUACCUACCUACCUACCUACCUACCUACCUACCUACUUAGCUGCCUGUCUACCUACCUACUUACCUACCUACUUAGCUGCCUGUCUACGUACCUACCUAACUACCUAACUACCUACCUACCUACCUAACAACCUACUUACCUACCUACCUACUUCUCUACCAAACUUACCUGCCUGCCUGCCUACCUACCUAACCUAACUACCUACCUACCAAUCUACUUACCUACCUACUUGCUUACCUGCCUGCCUACCUACCUACCUACCUACCUAACUACUUACCUACUUAUCUACCUACCUAGCUACUUAUCUACCUACCUACCUACUUACCUUCCUACCUACCUAACUACGUACCUGCUUACCUACCCUACCGACAGACCGACUUUAACCUACCUAAUCCUCCUACCAACCUAUUUACACUCUUACCUACCUACCUAAUUACCUUCCCACCGGCCUUCCUAUAUGCUCGCUUGGUUGCUUACUAAGAUAGUGUGGGUAUUAACAUUGCCAUUUCCAGGGCACCAUAUUUGUCCUUGAAAGACCCACAAACUGGUGGUCAUUGUAGUUACAUUUACACAGUUUAUCAUUGUCGGCUAUAAGCUGUUUUCCAUCCUGACAUCGGUUAAGUAAAAAGUCGGAAAUCAUUGUCCACUGCGUAAAUCUCUAUCCACUUCUUAUCAUAUUAGUUGAUAUACAUGUUAAUGAUUUGCUCUCACUUCGUGAACUGAUAAUUUCCACUUAAUUUCUUCUUUACAGAUGUCGAAACAACCGGCAGCUCAAAUGAGUUUUACGAUAAAUUCAGCAUACGAUAUCACAUCUCUAUCAUAAUGAAAAGUUUAUGGGACAAUUUGACUCAUAGGCAGGCAAUUAUGAAGCAAAGCAAGUAAGUUAAGCUGUCAAACCUUGCUUAUGGCUUUUGAUGUUGAACUUCUGUAUAACUCGGGUCAAAGCCUAAAUUCGCCAGUUGGUCUGCGCUAUGUCUUUGUGUGACCGCAGGCUCAUUUAAUUCAGCAAAAUUAUGUACGCGUGAGCACCACGCACAGCAACUCGAUUGAGAGACUGAGAAAUUGACUUUCUAUGGAGGAGUGGGUGAUUUCUGGAAAGAGUGUCCUGUAAACAGACAUGGAACGUUAAAAAUUAUUGCGUGGCGUUAAUUGUCGUACAGUUGCACUAAAAAAUAAGGAAAAAUCGUCCAUCGUUGUGGAUGUUGGAAAAAUUCUCUUCCUCAAAGGUCAAUCGGCAGCUUAAGUCGAGUUACGGUUCAUUUUUUCAGUGUUCAUGCGUACAGAGUUUCCUUAAACUGAAUUGACGAAGGCUUCGAGUGCUUCGCGAAGACUAAAUUUACGCUAUGAAAGCGUCUUUUUACCAAUUUGCACGGGUUACUAUCACAAGAGUCUGCUUUCUUCUUGAGCCUAUAUUCAAAGCAUUAUGCGUAUAGUGAUGUUUGGUAAAUCAACGCUUGUUUGUCGUAGGACCGAUCAGUUCGUUCGUUUUGUGAACAUGUUGAUCAAUGACACAACGUUCCUGUUGGAUGAAUCACUAGAUUCACUGAAGAGUAUCAAUGAAACUCAACAGAUGAUGGCUAAUGUGGCCGAGUGGGAAGGACAACCAAGAGUAAGUGUCUUGAUGAUUAGCGUUAGGCAUAGUAAAAACUUGCGGUUUUCCGUAGUAACAACAGUAUUUUGCUGUCAUAGGAAGUGCGUACUUCUCGGCUGAGGCAGCUAGCAACAGAUGAACGUCAGUGUCGCUCAUACCUAACUCUUGCUACUGAAACUUUGGAAAUGAUGUUUUACCUUACUAGACAUGUACAAGGACCUUUCCUCAGACCUGUGAGUAUCAGUGCUUAUCGCCUAAUCACUUAAUAUACUUGAGCAUACGUAUCGCCUACUCUCCAAUGGCAAGUUCCCUGAGAUUAUUCAGUAGUACAAUGUAUAUGCAGACGCUGAGGGGGCCAUAGAAAGUGUCCGUAUUAAGCCGGUUGAAUUUUAAUAGAGAAAAAGUAAGGGCUUUCUUUCCUCAGGGGCAAAGCAAACUGUCCAUCAUAAUGAGGUAUUCGUAAGGCGGUUUUUGACUGUAUUCAGAAUCUACACGGAGUUUACCUAAAAAUAAUGCAGUGAUAAUGAAGGCGGUGGCUGCGGUGCUUUUGAUGGGUGACGAUAGUGAAUGUGAUGAUGAUGAUAGUGGUGGUGGUGGUGGUGGUUGUGAUGGGUGAUUAUAAUGAUACAGUAGUGAUGAUGAUGAUGAUGAUGAUAGUGGUCAGUUGAUAAGUGUAACGUUUCUUGCAGGAACUGAUCGAUCGUAUAGCAGCUAUGUUAAAUUUUAACCUUCAGCAACUUUGUGGACCAAAAUGCAGAAAUCUGAAGGUACUGUGCAACUUCUUUUUUCACUUUUAGUAAUAAUCGUCGUAGUUUUAUUGACUGGGAUAAUCAAGUAAAUUGGCCACCGUAAAGAGCGAAUGCGACAAAGGGCUAGCGUUUGAAACGCCCGCUUUGAGCCUCUGUACGGCAGCCAUUGAACUAAAAGAACCCUUUUUUUUAUCUGUUAAAGAAACAUUGUCAGAUGUGUUCCUUGUUUAAAUGGUAUACAGCUUUGAUUCAUUUAUAGCAUAUGGGUAACUCUCAGGGAUAUAGCCUUGGCAAUUGCCUGGUGGGGUUUUUUAUUGUUUUUAACCUCACAAAUAAUGACAAUUCCAACAGGCAAUUCGAAGGCUAUAAGCGUAUGCUGCAAAUGAAUCUACCUUAGAAAAAUUAAUUCAAACCAGCAGAAUUGACUGAAUUGGAAAAAGGUGGUAGUUGGAAGCUUUAGGAGCAUACUGUAGCUUUCUUUGUUUCUACAUGAAAAGACUGAGAAGAACAGCCGUUUGUGAUUGACAGUAUAACGUAUCAAAUGAAGAAUGAUCUUUGCAGUUGUGAACGCAAUUUAUGCAAUUGCGUAAGAAGCCUGAAAAAAUUUCAGGACUUAACGGAGUUUGAACCCGUGAUCUCGCGAUACCGGUGCGAUGCUCUAACCAUCGAUGGUUAUGUGUUCAUAUGUUCCCGUGAAAGAGAUGAAUGUGAUAGAUGUAUAUGAAAUAAAUCAUAUAAGAACUGCGGAAAUGAAAUCAAAUGAAGAAUGAUCCUCGCAAUUGUGAACGCAAUUUAUACAAUUGCGUAGAAGCGUGAAAAAAUUUCAGAACUUAUGUUAUCAGCUUAAUUGCAAAAUUUGGCAUUCCAAAAUACUAAUCACCACCGAUAAGUCAUUUUGUCCAAGAAAAAUGGCUUCUUCUGAUCAUGAUUGUUAAUGCAGUACUGAGCGAUCGUUGGCGUGUGGUUGUUUUUGUGUUUGCAGGUAAAAAAUCCUGAAAAGUAUGGAUUUGAGCCUAAGAAUCUGCUUGAUAGACUGACACAACUUUAUGUGAAUCUUGAUUCAGAAGAAUUUGCGCAGGCUGUUGCCGGCGAUCAGGUAAAAAAAAAAAACAAAAACCAACAUUUUCUUUUCGUCCACUGCGGACGUUUCAGCUUUUACAUUGCAUUCUGUUUCAUUGUUUCGUUUAGCGAUCUUACAAGAAAGAAUUGUUUGACGACGCCGCAAAACAUCUUCAAAAAACGUUACUCAAGACAGAGGUAAGUUUCACUCUGUAUAGUACUAGUGAGAUCUUAUUUUUUAGGUGGUACUAGGUUCACAUCUUAAGACCUCGCUACACACUCGAAGACAUGUUGCAGCGACAAAUAUGAUGCUGCCACAAUACCUAAGGGUGAAGUGUGAUCAUUAGGGUAAAAUACUUUUCAGUCCUGUAAGUAUAUAAAUUACGAUUUUGUAGCGGAGAUAGACAACCUGAGCCUGCAGGACAGGCUUUUAUUAUUUGCGUUUUUCAGGCGAGCAAAAGCCAGCGCGAGUCGAGCGUGGAGAGCUAGACAGGCGCGCUCCACUCCCAGCGUCUUGUGCUUGCCUUUGCUCGCCAAGAAAACGCGAAAAAAGAACGCCUGAUGCGCAGACGAGAAGGCAAAUGCGACUGGCAAACUGUGAAACAUUUUUCUUCCGCUAUCCGUGGCCCAAAGCAGACCAGUUUGAAGGAAUUUGAUUCGUCGCUGUAAUCAGAUUUCGUCUACCUCACCCGGCGCUUUAUCGGGUAUGUCUCACAGCGAGCACUUUUGCUACCAGUUUGAGUUGAGUUUAAUAUUCUUCAGUAUUUCUCAGUCACAAGUUGUAUCGCAAAAAUUAACAGUGUAUUUUUCAUUUGCAUUUUCCAGUCAGAAAUUUGUCGUUUCAAGGCUUUUGCGGCUAAAGUGGAAAGAAAAGUGGCAGAAAACGCUGUCUUAGAAGAGGAUUAUGACGAUGCACCGGACGAGUUUAAAGGUGAGUGUGUUAUCUAUUGCCACCCUGAAAAUCUGGUUAAAUCAAAUUAGCGUUGUAAACCUGUACCCAAGUGAUCCGCCAGCGGCUUACCAUGGAGCCUCAGCAUCAGUAGUAGUACAACUUCUGCAUCAUUGAUUAAGAUAUUUCUUAAGAUAUUUGUGUCCCUGUUUUGCGACAGAUCCGUUGAUGAUGACUCUCAUGCAAGAGCCUGUAAUCCUACCAACCAGCGGAAAAAUCAUGGAUCGUCCAGUUAUUACACGGCACUUACUAAACUCCGACACUGAUCCAUUUAACAGACAACCACUUACCACUGAUAUGCUGAAACCAGGUCAGUAUGGAUUUACCUUUUUCUUUCUUUCCAGUUGUUUUUAUUCUAUCAAGAUAUUUUUGUGAUAAUGCACAACUGCUCCUUUGCCGUUUUCUUCUUCAGUAAAUACACAAUGGCAUUUUGUCAAAAAGAAUUUUCUGUAUAAGAUGCAGCCCUUGCCUGUUUAACAUUGAUUUUGUUCGUUUACAGCUACUGAACUCAAGAUGCAAAUAGAGAAAUGGCUGAAAUCAAGAAGAAGCAAGGCAAAGUGAUUAAAAAACAAUUUUGGAAUGAAGGAAACGUUAGAACAAAACAGUGGAAUUUAUUAAAGGGCAGGUCCCCUGUUUUAGCCUUUGCUUACUUGCAAUAAUUAUUUCUUUUCUUGAAGUCGUUUUUCUUUUUUUUUCUCACCAACAGAUGCCGUGUUUUGUUGUUGAGACACCUUUAGUUAUUGAUUGAUGGAGAAAAUGUCUAUAAUUAGCCAGUCCUACAGGCAGCUGUAAAAGGUUGUGACUCUAACCAAAGCUUUUAAAAAGUCAUUUUAUUCGAGCUGCAAGGUAUAAUUGCAGUUUGAAAAAGAAACUAUUUGAGCUACAAUUUACCACAAACAAGACUAACUACCCUAAAAAGUGCAUUAUUAAAGGUGACUAUGUUUUGGUUCUUUAACUUCGUAGUUGAUUCAGUUGUUGACUAGUAAGUCUAGUAAAGCUGUUUAAACCACGAAGUAAAGUACAAAAAGUAAAGGAAUUAAAACUUAUUUCGACAGGGUGGUCCAUUCAGCUCGGAGGCUGGUCUCCAUAGGGUCCCUGAGCCUUAAAAAACUACUUUACGUUAAGAAUUUAUAAUUAGUACAUUUUAAAAAGCUCAGUCUAAAAAUACAAUGAUAGCCAUUAAAAC